This is a messenger RNA of Eleginops maclovinus (Patagonian blennie), 4075 nucleotides long. It is a transcript of the gene slc35a2, whose product is annotated as solute carrier family 35 member 2. The coding region runs from base 271 to 1434 and encodes 387 amino acids. Gene Ontology annotation, molecular function: UDP-galactose transmembrane transporter activity. NCBI's taxonomy places the organism in Eukaryota, Metazoa, Chordata, Actinopteri, Perciformes, Eleginopidae. Gene Ontology annotation, biological process: pyrimidine nucleotide-sugar transmembrane transport. The record is from RefSeq and is a predicted model, not a curated record. Gene Ontology annotation, cellular component: Golgi membrane. The transcript is spliced from 6 exons.
AGUUCCUUCACUUCCUGAACACCUCAGCUCCUCCACGGAGAUUGUUUUUAUCCCUUCCUCUGCUGCCUUCUCUAACCUCAUCUCCGGCUUUAAUACCCCUCUGACAACGCGGCUCCCUCCCGCUUUAACCCCCGAAACCACAAUACGGAGGUCGGUGCUCCGGACCAGGGAGAUAUUAAACCGUUGAACCGGGAAAGGGGAGUUAGCUUCGGGGCUAACAGCGUUAGCAGCGGUGAGAAGGCUCCGGACCAGCGGCCAGAGGAGCACAUUAUGGCCGCAGCAAGCGUCUCUCAGGCGGUGGAGGAGAAGGGAGUGAGUCGGGGUCAGAGUGAGGUGAACAGGAAGUUGAAGUACAUCAGUCUGGCGGUGCUGGUGGUCCAGAAUGCGUCGCUCAUCCUCAGCAUCCGGUACGUGCGAACGUUACCCGGCGACCGCUUCUUCACCACGUCGGCGGUGGUGAUGGCCGAGGUACUGAAGGUGCUGACGUGUCUGCUCAUCAUCCUGCUGCAGAAGAGAUGUAACGUGAAGCAGACGGUUCUCUUCCUGGUCGACUCCGUGGUGUUUCAGUACAAAGACACUCUGAAGCUGGCCGUUCCCUCGCUCAUCUACACGCUGCAGAACAACCUGCAGUACGUCGCCAUCUCCAACCUGCCCGCCGCCACCUUCCAGGUGACGUACCAGCUGAAGAUCCUCACCACGGCUCUGUUCAGCGUCUUGAUGCUGAGGAAAUCCCUCUCCAAAGUUCAGUGGGUUUCUCUGCUGCUGCUGUUCGCCGGGGUCGCCGUCGUUCAGGUGCAGCAGGAGGGCAAGAAGGAGGCGUCGGUGUUGGACGGCACCAACCAGAACUACACCGUGGGCCUGGUUGCCGUGGUGAUCAGCUGCCUGUCGUCGGGCUUCGCCGGCGUCUACUUCGAGAAGAUCCUGAAGGGCAGCUCGGCGUCCGUCUGGGUGAGGAACGUGCAGCUGGGCGUGUUCGGCAUGGCGCUCGGCAUGCUGGGAAUGUGGUGGAACGACGGCGCCGCCAUCGCCGAGCGCGGCUUCCUGUUCGGCUACACCGGCAUGGUGUGGUGCGUCAUCUUCAACCAGGCGUUCGGCGGGCUGCUGGUCGCCGUGGUGGUGAAGUAUGCUGACAACAUCCUGAAGGGCUUCGCCACGUCCUUCUCCAUCAUCGUCUCCACGGUGAUGUCCAUCUACCUGUUCGGCUUCCACGUGGACCUGCUCUUCACGGCGGGGGCGGGGCUCGUCAUCGGCGCCGUCUACAUGUACAGCCUCCCCAAAGCGGCACCGAGCUCCUCGUCCUCCUCCUCGUCCUCUUCGUCUUCCUCCUCUGCGUCUUCAGCGACGAACGGGGGUGUGGAGAUGGAGGCGUUUCUGCCAAAAGCUAAGGAGGGAGGCCUCGAGUCUCCUCCCGUCGCCGUCUCCAUCACAGACUAACGGCUAAAAGCACAACAGGAAGAGGAGGAGAAGGAUGAGGAGGAGGAUGAAGUGCACCUGUCUGUCUAUCUGUUUCCUCUCUGCCUUAAAACUCUUUACUUUACUAACAGAAUGAAACGAGGAGAAGCCUUACGCUGGAUAUUCCUGAAUACUGAUUACUGUCGGUGAGAAUCUGCAGUCUGAUCCCGUCUUCACUGAGCAGCUGAUGGAAAAUAUUGCUACAUUUACUUUCCUCUUCAGGACUGCAAUUAGGGAUUUCUAAGAUAAUAGAUUGACUUCUGAAUUUAUUUGUAUUUAUUUAUUUUUUAAAGCAAAUGAUCCUUUUUUUUGAUGAUAAUUAGUUUGAUUUAUUCCAACAUUUUAUUAUUUAUUUUGUAAUUUAGUUCCAUUUUGGCAAGAAAAAAACCGACGUUAGGAAUAAAAGUAAGAAAUAAUAAAACACAAUAAACAAAUGAAAGCAGGGAAUAAAAUACCCAGAUUUCUUAUAUCUGAAAAACACUUCCAAACUAUAGAAAAUAGAAAAGCUGACCAAAGGUUGAAAAACAAAAACAAAAAACGAUGAAUUAUAAUCAGGUUUUAUCAAAGACAGUGCCCAAUGAUUGUGUCCUACUCUAUUUAACAUAGGACAUUAAAGAUCCAUACUUUUGGUGUCUUAAUUCUUACAGGAUGUCACUAAAUAAUGUUUAUUAAUCAAUAUUUCCAUCUUCCUAUCUGAACCAUAAUACCCCAACAUUUUGGUAUUUAUAUUCUCUGUUUGGAGAGUAAAAACACCCAGGAAGGAUUCCACUGAGACAUUUCUAUAAAUGCUUGAGUUCCCGUUCUCAAUACCAGCUUCGGUCCUUAUUUAGUCUCCUAAAAAUCAAAUAUUUAGAGAGGAAAUUGUCCCAAAAAACACCUGAAAUAUCUGAUUUGAAGUUGAGCUGCUCAGUGAAACCGGGUCAGAGGUCGAGCUCCUCUUCCUGUCGGCGUCGCUCGGAGACGUUUGUGUUCGGUGCCUUUUUUCUUCUCAUCUGUACAGAAGCCAUACGAUUGUUAGCUGUACAGUUCGCUCUCAGACAGCUGGAAGUACAGACUCUGCAGCUGCACACGGAAACUCUCGGGAGUCUGUAUUUUUACUUUAAGGGACACAAACUGGCUCCUCAGACCGGCUGCUGUGGGAUGCAGCAGUGCGGGAUCUGGAGCAUCUUUUUUAUAUAAACGAAUGAAUCCUAAUAAUUAUUCUGCUGUUCGUCCCUCUGCGGGCGUCCAGUUGAAGGGGGCGUCCUGCAGGGGCGUCCUGCCGGUGCGUCCUGAAUGUUCAGUCAGUCGUCCUUCGAGCUGCUUCCUGUUGUUUACGUUUCGCUUUGGGAGGAAAGUUUCCGUGGUUUAUCUCCAGAUCUCUGCAGGAGGGCACGGACACCAGAGUCUGUUUAAAGUCCCACGCGUUUUAGGGCUGCAGGAUGUGGAAGGAGCAACUUACCGAGUGCAGAAAGGCUAUAGUAGAGACGAUAUUGUUUAGAGAACAAAUUGAAUUUAGGAGAUUAAAAUCACACAUUUACAAAAGAAGAUGUGUGAAAUAUCGGCACUUCGUUGUCCCCCUCCUGCAGAUCAACGUGGAGAAGAAAUACAAAAACAAAAGGAUGUUUGUUUUCCUCCCAAAGUUCAAAAAUAUCUUCUGUUUGUUUUGUUAUUAUCGAGAAUCAAAAAGAGAACCAAGAUUUAAUUUAGUUAUUUUCUGUUUUUGUUGUUUUGGGAACUUAAAGUAUAUAUUAAUAUAUCAGUGGUUUUUAUUGAAUGUGGGAAUGAAAGGUUGGUUUUGUUUUGGGUGUGUGUUGGUGAAGGAGGAGAAACAGGAAGCUCCGUUAUAGAUCAUUAUCCUAUUGGUGGAGAGGGGGAAGUGCAACCAGCUCUGGAUUUUACUUUUAUAUUAUUUUAUUUUGGAAAUCUGAUUUAUUCCCUAAACUGAGAGCCAUCUCGCAUAAAUACUUUGGUAACAAAUACAUACUACUUUGCUUUAAGAGGUCAGGAGCUGUGAAAAGGUGCGAAACCGGUGUUUUUACUCUGGGAUCUUGAUAAGAAAACAAGAAAUAAAUACCCUUAUCAUUGGAAAAUCAUAUUGUUAUCCUAAUAUAACGCAACCCCCGUGUCUUUAAUCAUGACAUCUAAAAAAUAUUGGGAUAAUAAUAGACAUUUCUUACUGAAAAGAGGUUAUUCAAUAUUCUGAAGAAUUUACCGCUUCUAUUUUAUUUUGAAAAUCUCCAGAUAACAGGAUUUAAAAAAUAAUGUGAAGUCUGCUCUUCGUUUGAUAAAUUACUCAAAAAAGGGACAUUUAUUUUCUGCUCUUCAAUCAGAAUUAAAAGUAGAUAUUUCGAUCAUAUUAAAUGUAAUAAAUUGUACUGAGAUUUUUUUUUUGAAACUGUUUUUUAUUUUCAGGACUCGAAUAAAAAGAAAUCCUGUAAAAAUCACUACAGCGUAAUUCUCCAGAAAUCACAGGAUUUAAAUCUCUUGAUUUUAUUUUUGACUUCCUCCUCCUGUGUGUGUGUGAGCUGUCUGAUGGGAUGGACGGGUGUCCCCCAGUUUGUGAGUUUGCACUUGUUGUACCGAUGAACCUGUAAAUACUUCCUUUGGUAAAGUUUUAUAUAAACACGGACAUGGACUUAAA